CUUGCACAUACAAAGGAGAAACCUACCAGGAUGGUCAAACUUUCAAAGACGAUUGUAACGACUGCAAAUGUGACGAUGGAAAGGCCACGUGUUCUCAACGCGUUUGUCCCAGUCAUGAUUCGAAGAUUUACACUGUUGGGACCCGCCAAACAGGGACUGAUGUGGUUGCAUUCUUUGCUACUCUAAGCAACAACGUCAUGAAUCUUGGUGUUGGCCAAAAUGUGAAGUUUGAUCGCAUCAUUACAAACGUCGGCUCGGCAUAUAAUGAGCACGUCGGAGCAUUCGCUGCUCCGGUGUCCGGUGUGUACGUGUUCAUGUCAACACUUCUGUCUAACCAAGGACACAAUGCGCAUUUCCAACUGGUCCGCAAUGGAAAUUUUAUUUGUAAUAUGUAUGCUGGCGGAGUUGGUGCAUAUGGUGGCGGAAAUUACGAUACCAGCGCCGGCAGCUUUGUUUUGUAUCUCAACAAAGGCGAUGCUAUUGCCAUACACAAUCAGGACCCUGGGGAGAACCUCUAUGGAUACGAUCAAUCGUACUUCUCCGGGUUUCUUCUCAAAGAGUGGGAGCGAGAUUCGAAGAUUUACACAGUUGGAACCCGCCAUACAGGGACUGAUGUGGUUGCAUUCUUUGCUACUCUAAGCAACAACGUCAUGAAUCUUGGUGUUGGCCAAAAUGUGAAGUUUGAUCGCAUCAUUACCAACGUCGGCUCGGCAUAUAAUGAGCACGUCGGAGCAUUCGCUGCUCCGGUGUCCGGUGUGUACGUGUUCAUGUCAACACUUCUGUCUAACCAAGGACACAAUGCGCAUUUCCAACUGUUCCGCAAUGGAAAUUUUAUUUGUAAUAUGUAUGCUGGCGGAGUCGGUGCAUAUGGUGGCGGAAAUUACGAUACCAGCGCCGGCAGCUUUGUUUUGUAUCUCAACAAAGGCGAUGCUAUUGCCAUACACAAUCGGGACCCUGGGGAGAACCUCUAUGGAUACGAUCAAUCGUACUUCUCCGGGUUUCUUCUCAAAGAGUGGGAGCAAGAUUCGAAGAUUUACACAGUUGGGACCCGCCAUACAGGGACUGAUGUGGUUGCAUUCUUUGCUACUCUAGGCAACAACGUCAUGAAUCUUGGUGUUGGCCAAAAUGUGAAGUUUGAUCAAAUCAUUACCAACGUCGGCUCGGCAUAUAAUGAGCACGUCGGAGCAUUCGCUGCUCCGGUGUCCGGUGUGUACGUGUUCAUGUCAACACUUCUGUCUAACCAAGGACACAAUGCGCAUUUCCAACUGGUCCGCAAUGGAAAUUUUAUUUGUAAUAUGUAUGCUGGCGGAGUCGGUGCAUAUGGUGGCGGAAAUUACGAUACCAGCGCCGGCAGCUUUGUUUUGUGUCUCAACAAAGGCGAUGCUAUUUCCAUACACAAUCGGGACCCUGGGGAGAACCUCUAUGGAUACUAUCAAUCGUACUUCUCCGGGUUUCUUCUCAAAGAGUGGGAGCAAGAUCUAUCUAUUGUUGGCUAA
This is a messenger RNA of Dreissena polymorpha, 1496 nucleotides long. RefSeq lists its product as uncharacterized. Lineage: Eukaryota; Metazoa; Mollusca; Bivalvia; Myida; Dreissenidae. The record is from RefSeq and is a predicted model, not a curated record. The coding region runs from base 198 to 1496 and encodes 432 amino acids. Gene Ontology annotation, molecular function: protein binding. The transcript has 2 exons.